Apodemus sylvaticus (European woodmouse) is the source of this 1138-nucleotide messenger RNA. RefSeq names its product DPY30 domain containing 2 (gene Dydc2). The record is from RefSeq and is a predicted model, not a curated record. The transcript is spliced from 5 exons. The coding region runs from base 140 to 559 and encodes 139 amino acids. Gene Ontology annotation, cellular component: Set1C/COMPASS complex. Lineage: Eukaryota; Metazoa; Chordata; Mammalia; Rodentia; Muridae.
CGCCUCCGCCUCCGGGCUGUGGCUCGCGAGGUGAAAAUUUGAAAACUGCUUCUGCAGAGACACUAGCGGACCGGUUCGAAGGGCACCAAGACUCUGAGACACCAAGCAACUUGCUGAAGAUCACACAGCUGUCCCCAGCAUGGAAACUGCCUACCUGAAGAAGUGCUUUGGAAGCAGCCUGACCCAGGCACUGGCAGAGGUUGCAAGAGUGCGGCCCAGUGACCCAAUAGAGUACCUGGCUCACUGGCUUUACCAUUACAGGAAUAUAACUAAAGCUGAAGAAAAGAAACGUCAGGAGGCGCUACAGCCUAAGGAAGCGUAUGAAAGAAGCUCUGAGGAAGUAAAACCAACAGAAAUGCUGAAAGAAGAAGGCUAUCAGAUCCAGCAGAAGUGUGAAAAGUGUCACCAGGAACUUCCCUCCACCACUCUCUCCUCAAACAAGACCUCAACCCUGCAGGAAGACACAGCACCUCUUGAGGAGACAACUAUGGUGCAGGAAUCUCAACCAGGUGUCUCGCGUGUGAUUUCUGAUAUGCCUCAAAGGGCUAUUCCCUCAUAAAAAAGAAAGAUGGCCUGCAAGAGGAGCACUCAUCUAAGAUUUAGGAGACUAGGAAGGAGGGAUCUACAGACUCUCUGGUCUGCUAGCCAUAGCUACCUUUAAUCAUGUGAAGUUUUGAAUUAGCUAUUAGAGAAAAGUGAACUCAGAACAAGAAUUAAAAGCAGUAAGUCAUCAAACCAGUGAGGCCUUUUUCUCCUGACAUUACAGAGUGAGAGCAUGCCCCUCUACUAUACUCAUCUUAACUUUAGCUGUGCUUUGCAGUCAGGGCUCUGGUAAUCCUUACCAGUGUCCUGGAGGCUGUCAGUGUCACUAAUAACAGAUGUUGUCUUCACUCUAUGUCACUAUUUAAAACAAUAUGUUUCCAUUUCUUAUUAUGAUACAACACAUGACAUAAAAUUCACAAUUUAGUGACCUUAACACAUUCAUAUUAUGCAACUCUUCCUACCAACCAGCAUGCAAACUAUAUCUUUUUACCUUGUAAGACUGAAACUCUGUCCCAUUAAACAAUAACUCUAUUCUACCCCCACCCCCAAAACCCUAGAAACUAUCAUUCUACUUUGUCUGGGUUCUUUUGACUAU